AAAUGCAGGCACUCUGUCACAUGGAGAGAAGCUUCGGCUGAUAUGCUUCCUGCUCUUAGGUCACUGCACUGCAUAUUGUUUCUGAAAGCUUUUGCACACGGCUCUCUUUUUCAAUACCAGCAAAAUGAGUUUGUCUGUUUCAGACUGCUCUGUGGUGGUGACAGGAGAGAUACAGUUAUUUUCCACUCACAGCCUUAUACAUUCAGCUCUACACAGACCAGAGAUGCACAGGAAGACCGACCUGCAGCUCCUCCCUCUCUCAGCGCUGAAACCACACUGAGGCUUUGCAUAUCAGGAUGUGAGUGUACUGGUGAGGGGGAAGAGAGAGUGCGUGCCUGUGUGUGUGUGUGUGUGUGUGUGUGUGAGACCAAAAAGAGCAGAAUCCCAGAAAGUUAAGUUCCAUUGGGUACACGGGGGUCAGGGCAGUAUAAAUUAUUGUCUGCAACUGGUUGUUUCCUGUUCAUAACCUUUUCCCUUUGAGAUCACGCUAAAGAUCACGCUCUGAGACCUGCUUGCUGGUCUGAGGGGGGUUUUUGCACAAUGCUGGAGGUGCAGCUCUCUCUGUGGCUCAGUCUGACUCUCAGGCCACUGACUGAAAACAAAACCUCUCUGCUCUGCCUUUGUGGUUUCCUCUGCAUGCACCCCUUUCAAACCUGGCACCUCCCUCUCUUUCUGCCUGACUCUCUCUCACUCUCUCUCUCUCUCUCAUUCUCUCUCUCUCUCUGAUUUCCUGUGGUACUUCAGAAAGAGCAGAACUAUGUGUGCUCUCUUGAGAUAAUCAGUUAUUAAAUGCAGUGUAUUUAUGAAGAAUACAUUUUUCUUAGAUCAGAGAGCUGCCACACAUCUGUUGCAAGUAGUUUGAGUAUUACUAAUCAUGGCCUUUUGCUGGCCAUUUUAUUACCUUUCACUGAGCCCAAACCACCCUUUGACAUGUUGGUAUAAUAGGAGUUUAAACAUUCUCCAAAUGUAAACAUUUUGAUUUAAUCCCAGAUUAGUUUCCAAAAACUCUUCGUAAUAAUUCCUUUACCCUUACAGCCCUUGUGAUGCCUUGCUGGGGGUGGCAAUCAAAUGGUGAACAAGCAAAAUAAAGUCAAAAACAUGCAUUGCCUUUCCUUAGCCCUCUGCAUGCACCCCUUUCAUAUGUUACCAGGCAUCUCUCUCUCUCAUUUCAGUGCGGUCAGAACUGCAUGUGCUCUUUUGAGAUAAUCAGUGAUUACACACCAUUUCUUUUUGAAGAAUAAUACACUUCAAGAACUCAGCUCAAAUGGCUGUCAAAUCUUUAACAAACAGUUUGAAAGCUUUGUAAUCGUGGUCUUUAUUGAACCACAUUGCACUACUUUCACAAACCCAAACCACCAUGAUCGUACAGUAGGGUGUUUAAAAAUGUCACAAUUGUAAACAUUUUGAUUUCAUUCAGGAUAUGAAUUGGGAGCCCAAUACCCCUGCCUGUGAGAAGGACCUGUGCUGUCCAUGGUGCUGCAGCUCUCCCAGGUUGCUUGGAUACCUGGGUGCUGGAGUGACAGCACAUCAUCACCCUUCCUGGCACCACAACCUGCACAGCUUAGAUUUUUAAACAAAAGUGCUGAUUGUAGUUAUGCAAGUAGUUUAAAGGAGCCUGUUUUGAAAAAGUUUAAUUGCUGUUCAUGCAGUCAUGGAUUUUGAGAGCUUAAUUUAUGAUUUUAAAAAAUGUAUGUAUUUAUUUCAUUUAUUUAUUUAAAAACUUACAUAUUCUAAUUUUAAAUGCAACUAGGUGCAUUGAACUGGCCCUUCAUUGAGACAAGGCCAGGAGAGAUAACAGAGGUAGUCCCCUUAAUGAGGCCAUUGUGAUGUCAUCCAGUGACAGAACCUCAGGCCUCAGACAUUGAGACCCUGGAUAUGGACAAUCUACAUCAUAUGAUAGAAGUUGAAAAAUAUCAAAAAUGCGUGUGAAUGCAAAAUCCUGUAUCAAUCCACCUACGGGCAGCACUGCCUCCUACUCCUGGAAUGGGACAGCAGAGAAAUUCAGCACCAUGGACACUGCACACAAACACACACACACACACACACACAUACACACACGCACGCAUACACACGCAUGCACACAUAGAGACGCACACACACAUACAUGAGCACACACCCACACCCACACACAUACACCCACGCACACACACAUACACACAUACACACACAUGCACACACGCACCCACACACAUAUACACCCACGCACACACACACAGACAUAUUAAUUACUGUAGUAUGAAUUGAGGUGCCUUUUUCAAUCUAAAGUUAUUCUAAAGCAAGCUAUUUAAAACAUUGUGAAGACUUCCACAUUAUUGCACUGUAAAUAACAACUGGAUUAUUAUUAUUAUUUGACCUAUAUUAAGCAGGAUGGAAAUAAUGACAUCAGUGUUCUUUUUUUGCACUGAGGGUGUUUAUCAGCAGAUGCUUGUGCAGCUCUUGUGCACCCAAAUUAUUAAACAGCCAAUCAAAUCUGCCCCUGACAUGUGCCCUCCUACUGUUCAGUGAAUGACAAGAAAUUAUUACCUCAAGUCCUCCUCUUAUCUGUACAGUUUGAGUUUUACAGCGCAGAGGACAAACAGGGUCUCAGGCAGAGGAGAGUCUCCAGAAGAGGAGAGUUCAGAUACAGUGAUGCCGCCACUCUGUGCUGUUCUUGUGCUUUUCAGCAAAGUCUAUGGUCUGCUUGGGAAGAACAUAGUUCAGCCUCACUCGCUUAUGACAGCUCAGCUUGGAGGCACUGUGACUCUCCCAUGUUUCCAUGCUAAAGAUGGUGUGCUAUGGUACAGAUGGCUUAAGCAGCCUCUUGGACAGAAGCCUGAGCAAUUGUUAAUGAUAAAAAAUUCUGAACCUUAUACUAUAGAUUUCAAUGAUUUUAUAAACAGAACGCGCCUCAGUGCUAAAGCAGCAAAGGGGACCUCGAACCUGACUGUGUCACAAGUAGAGCCGUCGGAUUCAGCCACAUACUACUGCGCUACUGUGCUCAACGAUGAACUCAGCUUUGAAGAAGGAACUACAUUAAUGGUCCUGGGGUCAGAGUCACACAGCAGGGCAGUAGUACUACAGCCCGAGUCUGAGUCAGUGCAGCCAGGAGACUCUGUGACUCUGCAGUGUACAGUACACACUGAGACCUGUGCAGGAGAACACAGUGUGUACUGGUUCAGACAGGGCUCAGGAGAGUCCCCUCCAGGAAUCAUUUACACCCAUGGAAACAGGAGUGAUGAGUGCCAGAGGAGCUCUGGGGCUGUGUCUCCCACACAGAGCUGUGUCUACAACUUCCCCAAGAGGAACCUCAGCCCCUCUGAUGCUGGGACUUACUACUGUGCUGUGGCCACCUGUGGGGAGAUCCUGUUUGGGAACGGGACCAAGCUGGACUUUGAGGGGAAUGAACAUCUUCCUCUUUAUUGCUUGGCGGGAGCUUUGACGUUGAGUGUGAUCCUAAAUAUUGUCCUCAUUCUGAAAAUGAGAAAAAGUUGUGAGAAAUGCAAAGGAGCUGCAUCAAACAACCAAGUGAGUGGAGAAGGCCUGGCGAGCAAACAGAGUCAAGAGGAAGCAAUGAAUUACGCUGCUUUGACUUUCACCACCAAGAAACCCAAAGUGAGGAGGAACAAGAGGGAAGUGGAGAAAGAAACGGUUUACUCAGAUAUGAGAUUUAGAGACCAUGAGUGAGGCUUUCCGUAAAAGCCAUCUUCGUCACAAGAAUAAUCAAAAUAUUCCCUCGCUAGAAUUGGUGAACAUCAUACUAUGUGGCUGUAAAUUUUUUUACACGUACAGCAUUUGCCUGCAGCUGUGCUUGUUUUUUGAUUCCUCUGUUUUUCAAAUACACAAAGUAAAAAUUGUGCACUCUCUGGCAGUAUCUGAUAAAUGGUCCUCAGUGUUGUUGAAUGUGUUUGGGGCAGUAGCGUAGUAUACUGCUUAGGGAACAGGACCCAAUUCUCAGGUGACACACUGCCCUUUGGCCUGUAUUAUUGAGCAAGGAUGUUAUUCUGAAUGACUUCAGGCUAUAACUGUACAAAAUGAAACUGUGUGAACAUGUAAAAUUGCACGAGUGCCUGCUAAAUGCCAGUAAUGUGAUGUCACACAGAGAUGGGAGAGUGAAAUAUUAGGACUACAAAACAAGGUCAGACUGUUAAUGUGUCAGCAGUGAUUCACUGAUUAGACGGAAUCAAAAUGUUUUGCCGUGUACAGUUUUUGUGAUUCAGAGCUAGUCAGUGAUAAGAAUAAAUAGUAGAUCCAUUCGUUUUGGGGUUAAUAGACAUAGUUUCAGCUGGGGAAAGUGUGGUUAUUUCCCCAACUGUUUAUGAAAGGUCAGAUGCUGUCCCAACCACUUUUCAUACAAUAAAAUAUUCAUCA
Anguilla rostrata (American eel) is the source of this 4347-nucleotide messenger RNA. Its product is annotated as immunoglobulin superfamily member 3-like. The coding region runs from base 2506 to 3663 and encodes 385 amino acids. The record is from RefSeq and is a predicted model, not a curated record. The transcript is spliced from 7 exons. Lineage: Eukaryota; Metazoa; Chordata; Actinopteri; Anguilliformes; Anguillidae. Gene Ontology annotation, biological process: response to bacterium.